GGAACUUCCUUCCUCGCCUGGUCCAACAAAAAAAAAAAACACACACUCAGCUGGAGGCCUUUAUAAAUGGAGACUAUGUUCAGCUCUCAGUCACUGGAUCAGAGUCGGAUCGUCGAGCACAGAGUUUCACACCAUCGUGGGUUUUUCUAACAUCGACAUCAUGACUCCUACAACACAAGCUCUGCUGAUUUGCGUGGUUUUCCUCUGCGGGCUGGAGGACGCGGUGCUCGCCCUGCGCGGACACUGCGACGACAAUCGGUGUUUUGUGCUUUUACGCCAAUCCGAGGACUUUCCGGGGGCGCAGAGAAACUGCAGUGGCACGGGGGGAAAGUUGCUCACGAUCAGCUCUGAACAAGCGGAGGAGACAUUAACGGGUCCACUGAGCGGGGAAAACGGGAGUUACUGGCUGGAGCUGCAGGGCACCGGCAAGAAGCCAGAGGAAGCCCCGGCAGAUCUUGGAAACUGCUCCUCCGUCUCCAUGUCGGGGGAAGGGAACAUCCUGGUGUCCGCGAAGCCGUGUCGCAACGUACUGGACGGGUUUCUGUGCCAGUACACGUUCGAGAAGCCUUGCAGUCGCAUCGAGGCGGACGGGGGAGCACAGGUGAGGUAUAGUACUCAAAUGGGGUUCGACGUCAACGAUUCUGAAGCGUUUCCACCAGGAACCUUCGCUGUGGCGGAGAAGGUCGGUGGGAAAUAUCUGGACUCGAAACAUUUGUGUGCCUUUGGGUUGUGGAUGCGCGCUCCCUGGAACUGUGAGGUGUUUAAGGGAGGGUGCGAGCACAGCUGCAACGAAACAACUGGCACCUGCAUCUGCCCCGAGGGACAAGCCCUCCACCCCAACAGCAUCACCUGCGCCGCGAAGCCGACGGGUGGCUUUCCUUCCGCUGUCCUUUCCUGCGCCAGUGGCCAAAAGCCGGCGCAGGACGGGAAACGCUGCGUGGACGUGGACGAGUGCAAGGAGGGGGAGGACCCGUGCACAGCCGAGGGCCAGGAGUGUCUGAACACGGAUGGAGGGUUCGAGUGCAGGUGCAGAGAUGGCUUCGAUUUGGAGAACGGGGCGUGCAUAGACGUGGCGAUCUGCUCAAGGUGCGAGCACAUGCAGUGCGUGAAGCCCACUGGGGUGUACGAGUGUGCGUGCAUGGACGGGUUCAGGGUGUCGGCCAAGGACCCCACCAAGUGCGAGCGACACUGCACUGAGAGAGACUGUGAGGCCGUGUGCACCGACGACGCAGAUGUGCAGAACCCGGAGAUGCGACACUGCGAAUGCCCCGAGGGCUACAUCAGAGACGGCAAGGCCCUUUGCACGGACAUCGAUGAGUGCGAGACGAAAAGGAUGUGUGACCACAAGUGUGAAAACACGUUCGGUGGUUUCAGGUGUUCGUGCUUCGAGGGCUUCAGGCUGCAGGGUGACUCCAUGUGUGGGCCAACCGAGGACGUGGAUGAGGGUGGGUCAGGCGCUCCUCCUACACAGCCCAUACCGGCCACCGCUCACCCAGCCGCGGUGCCCUCCUACAUCAGGACCGGCAGCGUCCUGGGCAUCACCGUGUUCAUGGCACUGUGCGCGGCGCUGCUGUGUCUGCUGGUGCAUACCAUGGUGAAACGCUGCGGCAGGUUCGAGCUCUCCUCCUUCAGACGUCCAGACAUAGAUGUUUUCUACCUGCAGCAGGUGACCACGGAUACCUACAAGAGGCUGUCCUUCGACAAACAGUUUAAAAGUGACUUGCAAAGACUGUGAUGUGGAGUUGGCAUAUGGAACUUUUAUUUUUCACACUUAUCCGGAAGGCGGUCAUAAGAAUAUUUUACAGCAGCGAUGUAUGAGGUGAAAUAAGACUUUAAGGAGAAACCGCUUCAUGCUUCCUGGAUAUGUAACAGAUUUCUAUAUGGAAUUGGCUGUAAAUUAGCUUCAUGGUUAUAAAAGUUCAUCAAUUAUGGAUUUCCUGCAAUCAGACCAAUAUAUAUCAUACAAGGUGAUGUUACAACAGUGUCAAGUAAUGGUACUAAAAAGUAAGAGGGGUCAGUUUAAACAUUUUAAAUGCACUCAAAAGUAAAAGUACCACAUACGUAACACAAUAAGCUCCUUACAUUUUAUUAGAUAAGAAAGUACAGAUAUUUGCUGAUAUAUGUAGCAGAAUAAAAGCUUUUUAUAUUUAAUUCUUUAUAGCACAAAAUGUGCCUUCGUCUUUGCUCAACAUUUUUACAUUGCAUUUAAUGUGUUAUUACACAUAUCAGCUGUUUUACUGUAUUUCAUCUUUCUAUAAGGCCACACUGGAUGUAUUAUCGAUUAAAAAAAGCCCAAAAGAAGAAGAAAGUCUCUCCAUAGUUAGCACUGACAUUGGACCACCACUGUUAGUUUUAAUAUUAACUGGUUCCAUGAAUCAUGCAUGGCCGCCGGCGUAGAGGUCUUUAUCAAAACAGCCCAGGACCAUUCAUGCCCGUUGGUUUAUUCACAUUCUGGAAUUUUCACUAAAAUAACUGACAUCAGGAGCUUGAAACCUAUGGCUGGGUUCCCUCUAACCAUCAUAUUACACAAAGAGAAAUAGAAAAGUAGAAUAUAUUUGAAAUUUGAAAUUCCCAAAUUCUGUUUCAGAUAUGUUUAGUGAAGAUUAAACUGUGAUUCUUCAUGUCAUGACUUGUAAAAAAGACCUGAUUUUACAUCCCCGGGAAAAAAUCAUAAUUUAUGAGUAAUGAGCUGUAAGAAGUGUAUUAUGAAUAGUUGAAUAAGUCUACUGUGCAAAUCUAUCACACUGAUGAUGCAGAGAUGUUGCACAAGCUGUACUUUAGCAUGAAGCUGUAUGUUAUUCACUGUGUACCCGGCUGCUGCUGACAGAUCUGCUAAACACGAAUGUAAAACUGUGCUGCUAACGUCUAUUUAUGUAACAGGAAACACACAUGCACCCCCUGAUGCACCCAGUCUCUUUGUCUGUAUAACAGGCUUUCUGCAAGAUUGUUUUUUUUAUAUUUUGUGAUUUAAUGAUAAUGUAAAAAAAACAUUGCAGCUAAAGGUUGUAUUCUGAUUAUUCUCCAGGACCAGGGGAUUUAUUUUUGUUUGGGUGAUAGUCCGAGGUGAGGUAUUUAUUCAUUCUUUUAUUCAUUGAAUUAUUCACGUUUUCCUUUUUUCUACACCCAAAAGAUUUCUUUCUAGCUUUUAUUUCAGUUCAUUUUCCUCCACUGGCUUCUGUUGACCUCUACUUGCAGAUUUAACUCACAAAAAGCUGCUGUUUAUUACAUUUUUUUACUGUUCUACUAUUUCCAUUUAGCUGACUAAGACAAAUGACCAACAUUGUUCUAAAUUUCCCACGGGAUUAAUAAAGUAUCCAUCUAUCAUCUACA
Pleuronectes platessa (European plaice) is the source of this 3330-nucleotide messenger RNA. Its product is annotated as thrombomodulin. The transcript has a single exon. The record is from RefSeq and is a predicted model, not a curated record. Gene Ontology annotation, cellular component: membrane. Lineage: Eukaryota; Metazoa; Chordata; Actinopteri; Pleuronectiformes; Pleuronectidae. Gene Ontology annotation, molecular function: calcium ion binding; transmembrane signaling receptor activity. The coding region runs from base 161 to 1735 and encodes 524 amino acids.